Molecule: messenger RNA, 291 nt
Organism: Striga hermonthica
Lineage: Eukaryota; Viridiplantae; Streptophyta; Magnoliopsida; Lamiales; Orobanchaceae
Source: the annotation of a GenBank genome assembly
AUGCCGGGGCAUAAAUCGAAUGCAGAGAAAGGGGACUCGGAGAAGCAGCUGCGGAGGGACCCUUAUGAGGUGUUGGGAGUGAACAGGAAUUCUACCGAUGUAGAGAUUAAGAGCGCCUAUCGGAAAUUGGCACUGAAGUAUCAUCCUGACAAAAAUGCAAAUGACACUAACGCCACAGAUAUGUUCAAAGAGGUCACCUUCUCGUAUAACAUUUUGUCUGAUCCAGAUAAAAGACGGCAAUAUGAUGCGGCUGGUUUUGAGGUCAAUGUUUGGCUUUUUUUUUUUUUUUAA